Molecule: messenger RNA, 1295 nt
Organism: Paramecium pentaurelia
Lineage: Eukaryota; Ciliophora; Oligohymenophorea; Peniculida; Parameciidae
Source: the annotation of a GenBank genome assembly
AUGAGUAAAAAGAAUACUAAGCGUAAAUAAAACAACAAGAUAGAGAAGGAUGACGAUUAUAGUGACAUCUUUGAGGAAAUCUAACCAAUUAUUAAAAAAAAAUCAAAAGAGCAACAAUAAACAAAUUAAAUACCCUUUGAGUCCAUUCGCAAUCAAGAAUAAGCCAAUCUCAUUCGAUGUCCAAUUGAAUCAAUCAAUAUUGAAUAGGUUGAUUAAUCCCACUAAUAAUUUAGAUUCUAUAAGACAUUUUGUAUGAGUCUUCCAAAGAGUCCUAAUACUCUAAAACUCUUAAGUAAAUCCUUCUAAUGGGAUAGAGAGAAUUGAAAGACAAAUAAAAAUAUUACUAAUUUAAAUGGUAAUCAUUAGGACACUCUAACAUCAAUCGUUAGGAAUAUCAAAGAUAAGAAUAAAUGCUAAAAGAAUAAUAAUCUAAAGAAAUUGCUGAAAUUCAAAAUAAUGUUAUAGCUGAAUUAGGAAGAAAGCGUGUAAAAGGAUUUUAAUAAAGAGAAGAUAUCUUAGAUGAAUUUAGAAUUAAUUUUAUGAAGAAAAGACAUCUUACACCAGAUGGACCUGUCAUGGAGGAAUUCUAAUUUUAUGUUGAUCCUGAAGAGGCUAAUCGUUUAAAAAGAGAUUAAAUAUAAUUGUUGGAAAAAUUAAUGGAAGAGUCGCAUCUGAUUCCAGAAAAUCACCCUCCUGAAUUAAAGAGAUACUUUAGUUAACCAGAAAAUAUAGGACAUCAAACACGUUAUCUAUAAAGAACUUAAAGCAAUUAUAUAUAAAGGUAUUAUUUAUAUAUUAUAUUAGUAAUAAUGAUCAACAUUAGAGUGAUGUUUAAAGAUUAUAAAUAUUUCCAAAAUUGUAGAUUGAUAAAAUCAUUAAGGAAAAAAUGGAAAAUAUGACACCUAAGAAAAUUGAAGUAAGUGUUUCUAAAAUAACCCAAGCUUGAAGGAACUGCUAAAACUUGAUGAGUAAGAUAUUCAAGUCAUUCCCAGAAAUGUUAGAGUUAUGCUUUUGGAUUCUAAAUCUGAUGAAUUAUACACAGAUAAGGAUUUUUAAUUAGAUUAAGCUGAAAGAUACAUAGAAGUAUUUAAUUAAUUAAAAGUAUCAUUAUUAUUUUUUAUGUAUAAUUAUAGAAUCAAAAUUUUUAUGAAUUGGAUUUAGAUAAGAUGUUGGAACUUACAAUUUAUAUUGUGAAUAAUACUCAUUAUCAACAAAAAUUUAAGUUAUCUGAAGAUAGAAAAUAAGUUACACCUAGAGAAUUGCUGAAUUAUAUUGAAAAAUUAUAUAGAUAAUGA